AGUCAGGAGGAAAAAAAAAGAAGCAAAAGCAAGGUAUCAGAAACAAAAUAUAUAAAAAACUCUCUCUCUCUAAAAUCUUGAAUCAGGAUUCAGAACCCGAAGGGCAGCAGCUUCAGAUUCCGUCGGCGAUCCCCAAAUCUUCUAAAUCUCCGAUCAAUUCCCAACGUCCAAUCGCCAUCCAAUCGAUUCAUCAGGCUCAAGUGCCCUUUACUAAAUUUGGAAUUUGGAUAGAUUCGUUCCGAUCUGAAUUCCCCUGCAACGGCAGUUUCCUUAUACAGUCUCGUGAUCCCGAUCGAGGAUUGGAGUUUCAUACGAUCUGGAUUUGGGUCUCUUCUGGGUUUGUCAAGGCAAAGAUAAAAUUUUGUGCAGAUUCGACAAGCUGGAUUCAACAAUGGUCGACUGCCGUAGCUUAAUUGAAUUCUGCCGAGCUUUUGAGCAGCACCGAAAUAAGCCAAAACCCCAAUCAUCACUGGACAACCACCGGAGCUUGAAGAAAUCGAAAUCACUGAACCCACUUUCUCACCCUUUUUGUGAGCACUCCGCUUUUGCAGCCAUUGACAUAAUUUUGCUCCUUCUAGUCCUCGGAGCUCUCACAGUCCUCGUGCUCCCUUACUUCAAGUUCAUCUUCGAUGAAGUUUCAGAGCUGUUUCCGGUAGCAAUGGAAAUCAUGGCAGAAGUUAUCUACCAUGCUCCGAUUGCCUAUUUUGUUGGACUGAUUCUAAUGCUUAUCACUGUAAUUGCGAUGUGGGAAGUGGUUAAUCACCAGUUUAGGAAAUGUGGGAAUCCUUACUGUAAAGGGCUUAAAAAAGCAGUUGAGUUUGAUAUUCAGUUGGAAUCUGAGGAAUGUUUGAAGUAUUUGCCACCGGUGUCAAAGGAAGCAUUUGGGAGUCGUCCAUUGGAACUAGGAGAUGAUCAUAAGGAACUCGAGGCUGAGCUCAAGAAGAUGGCACCUUUGAAUGGGCGAACUGUUUUGAUCUUUAGGGCUCCUUGUGGAUGCCCGGCAGGGAGAAUGGAGGUCUGGGGAGCAAAGAAAGUGAGGAGGAUUAAGAAGUAGAGAUACAUAGUUUUUUCUGUUCUUCGUACUUUUAUUCUCUUUAUAGCAAUAAGUACAAACAGAUAUAAAAAGUUGUUCGCUCAUCCAUUUUGCCUGUCGCUACUGAAUAAACGGCACUAUGUAUCGAGGAGUCUUGAGUCCUUGUUUCCCUCAAUGGAUUAAAGCAACUUCACCAUUAAUAUCAGAUACUUUUACAUAUCAUU
Molecule: messenger RNA, 1257 nt
Organism: Asparagus officinalis (garden asparagus)
Lineage: Eukaryota; Viridiplantae; Streptophyta; Magnoliopsida; Asparagales; Asparagaceae
Exons: 2
Coding region: 392-1054 (220 amino acids)
Source: RefSeq, a predicted model, not a curated record